AUGCUAAACGCUUUCGAGGGAGACUGCCAAAGAGAUAAGGGUCGCUACACGUAUGGACCAGAUGAGAACUCUGGUGGAUACCGCACAAUGACCUCGUCAAAGUCACUCAAGAAACUUGAGAAUUUUGGACGACGAGGGGACGAAACGAGUGGAAGAGAUCCCGGGGCAUCACGCCCAGUGAAGACGGGCUAUCUAAGCAUCUAA
Messenger RNA from Necator americanus (New World hookworm), 204 nucleotides. RefSeq lists its product as uncharacterized. Lineage: Eukaryota; Metazoa; Nematoda; Chromadorea; Rhabditida; Ancylostomatidae. The record is from RefSeq and is a predicted model, not a curated record. Bases 1 to 204 code for a protein of 67 amino acids. The transcript has a single exon.